UCCAUUUAUCCAGAAAGAUAAAACAAGAGAAGUACUUCGAGACUGGAAUAAAACUUGGUCUCACUUCAACAGAGCUUGAACACAUAAAACACCGGACAUUUCCUAACAGGAGAGACACCAACAUUAUGAUGCUUUCUAAAUGGAAAUCAUCUCAGCCUCCCGGAGAAAAGGCGAUAAAAACUUUGAAAUGUGUUUGGGAAUCUGUACAAUCAGUGGAAAAACCUGAACAUUUAGAAGAAGAAGAUACUACUACAGUUCUCAAACAGACCGUUGUAGAAAUGACCAAGCCAAAUGAACUGGAAAGCGAUCUUGAAAAGAUGGAGAUCAUUGACUUUUCAGAAACGGAUGAUGAUCCACUUGGGCCUUCUUGUGAGCAAGUGGUAACGCAUGAGGAUCUCGAUCAACACGGUGGAAUACCAAACACAGAAGAACUUUCUAGUGUGGCUCAUCAAGUCAAAACCUUCCAAAUAGCAUGUUCACUUGGUAAAGCCCUUCGUAUUGAUGACAUCAGCAUAGUCGGUUACGUCACUCAGCAGAAUCCUUCAUCACUGGAUGCAACAGCAAUGCAAAUCCUACUUAUGUGGCAUGAUGGCCUAGAAGAAGGAGUAAAAGAGGUUGAACUCCACGAGUUGUUGAUGAAGUACAUCUCCGGUGACAAAACAGGAGGCUACGACGAAAUAGCAAAACUCAUUCGGUCUGAGGUAGACCUCCUCGGUUUAAUUCGUCAUUUGGGUGUACAGCCUACCAGUGUCAUGGAGAUCAUUAACACAUCUGUAGACUUUGCACCACACAUGGUUGUUUCUGCUGCCCUACAAAUGCUGAUAGAAUGGUCCAGCAAAGGUGGAAUUCGGGAGAGGCUUCUUGCAAUAGCUCAGGCUUUUCAGCUCAGUUGUGCGGACCUCAUAGCAAAAGGCCUGGCAUGUCACUCGACCUAUCCAUUUUUCAUCUCGUACGGCAUCAUUGAUCAUAAGGGACAAAGGGUGACCCUCGAUGAACUUGGAAUUACUGUAUCUAUUCCUGAAGGGGCUAUUCCGAAAGGAACGAGAUCAACCGUCACCCUUCGCGUAUCAAUCCACAAUACUCUCAGACUUCCCAUACACGACGAUGAAGUUCUUAUUACUCCAGUUUUAGAGACUUCUGUCCAUCAAGAACUUCUCAAGCCGGCAUCGAUAGUACUGCCACACUGUGUAAAGUUCCGGGAACAAAACGACGAUUCUUCUGUUGUAUUGUACACCAAAACCGAGUCAGGUAUGAAUUUAGUCAUGAAAAUCGUCCAAUUCACCUUGGUUGUAGUUUGAAAUCAGAAUGUAUCCACUCUUAGAAGUUCAGCUGGGUGUUUCAUAAGGCUGUUCGUAAGAUACGAAUGAUUUUACACACGACUGGUGAUCCUUUCUUGUGCUAAAUGAUAUCCCUGUAUAUUUGAUUCAUGACCUUAAAAGACAUGUUCCAGUCGUGCGUAAAGUUGUGCGUAAUUUUACAAAUAUCAUUAUGAAACACACACCAGGUCAAGUUUGACCCAAAGUUAUUCCGUUGACGGCCACAAUCUCAUCAGGUGAACAAUUACCUCAUAAGGAUAAGAACCUUUAGGAUAAUAUCUGCACCGAAUCCGCAUCAUUUCGAACUCACUUCCACAGAACUAAUGUAUGCAUAGUUAAGUAGAAAAAACUCAAUUACUGUAAAAGAGAAAUGUCUGAUUUUGAAAUAUAUUCGUCUUCCCGGCACUUUAGCGCGAUACACCAAAUUUUAAUGAAGAUCCAAAAUUCACAACUCCACGUCCAUUUCCAAACUUCAGGAAAAUUCGGUCGCAGAAUGCUGACUGCUAACGAUUCAACAAUCUCAAAAUCUACGAUUGAGUUUUGUACGCGUCAUAUUGAAGUUUUGGCUGUGUCUUCAAAGAAUCUUCGAGAAAUUCAACUAACAUGCUUAGUCUUCCAACCCACUAUGAAGACACCAGCAGAGCAACCAUCUCUACACGUGUACAUAACCUAUCCAUAUAACACAUAUGAUCAGGAUAUAAUCAAGACGGAACUGGAUUCGUCUGUACCUUACUGUCAAGUCGAGGAGGGAUUCAAAUUCUCUAUAGGGUUAACAACAAAACACCUGAAGGUUAUUUGUCAUGAAGACUCGAAGCAACACAGACGAAUGAUACACAUCAAAAGUGUGUUGAGUGGUCAUCAGAGUACUCCUCUGAAGUUCGUGCUUCAGUUUACCCCGGAGGACAAUGGAAAGAACAUUGGCAUUGCAAUACACGAAGGACACGAGGCCACAUCAGUAAGAGAAUUCAACAUAACAA
This is a messenger RNA of Lytechinus pictus (painted urchin), 2293 nucleotides long. RefSeq lists its product as uncharacterized. The transcript is spliced from 7 exons. Bases 126 to 1298 code for a protein of 390 amino acids. Gene Ontology annotation, biological process: netrin-activated signaling pathway. Gene Ontology annotation, molecular function: netrin receptor activity. Gene Ontology annotation, cellular component: membrane. The record is from RefSeq and is a predicted model, not a curated record. NCBI's taxonomy places the organism in Eukaryota, Metazoa, Echinodermata, Echinoidea, Temnopleuroida, Toxopneustidae.